AAUAAAAAGUGAGGUCUAACUUACUUCUUAAUGUGCUUAUUUGGACUUUGAAUCGACGCUCCCGACCGCGGUCACUUCGCUAUUUCAACACAACGAGCAGGGAAGACAGAGGAAGCCAGGAUGCCAAAGGUCACAGGUCACACGCAUUCUUUUUUUCAGAACUGGAUUUUAUUGGAAAUAUAAAGAACCUAAACUCUACAAGAGAAAUUUAACGCAGGGAAAAAAUAAUUUCCAUCGCCGACAGCUCGCGACAAUGCUCGUGCUCAGCCAGUCACCACAUUCAAAUCGCGUCAGUUAGGAAUCUGCGACAGCGGUCGUACAAGAGCAACACCAAAGCUGGUGAAGAACGAGAACAUACGUGCCCCUACGACGCUGAGCCGGACUGGAAAAUAUCAGAGCUAUAGUUCGAGAGCGCGCAUGCGCAUCGGUGCGAGAUGCGGCACCUAAAGGUGCACGCGCACGAGAGCGAGCUUGGUCUCGAAGCUGAGAGAAAGCCGGAGUGUGCAGGAACCGAGGUGGGCGGAAUAAGAGCGAGUUCGUGGUGUUGGGAGCUCUGCCACUAUGUAUUACUCGGAUACAGUAUUUGCCCAGGCAAUCUCUUCCCUUCUGACUUUGAUGCCAUAAGUGGACGCAUGCGAGCAAAGAAAAGGCCUCCUAUUUUUGAAGCAUCAAUGGAUACCAACCCUCCUCUAAGAUCAUCAGGAAGACAGGUCAAGAAGAAAACUUUUGAAACUGAGGAAGAGGAAGAGGGUUCUGAAAAGAAAUAUAGGAAGUGUGAAAAAGCUGGCUGUAGUGCAACAUAUCCUGUUUGUUUUGCAAGUGCUGCAGAGAGAUGUGCUAAAAAUGGUUAUACAUCACGCUGGUACCAUUUAUCUUGUGGGGAACAUUUCUGCAAUGAAUGCUUUGAUCAUUGUUACAGAAGCCACAAAGAUGGAUACGAGAAGUAUGCAACUUGGAAAAGAAUUUGGACAAGUAAUGGCAAAAGUGAACCUAGUCUGAAAGCAUUUAUGGCUGACCAACUAGUUCCUUACUGGGUACAGUGUACAAAACCAGAUUGUGCAAAAUGGCGUCAGCUAACAAGGGAUGUCCAGAUGACUACAGCAUCUGCAAAAACAUACCGUUGUGGCAUGAAAACCCACACUGCUGUUAAGAGUGAAAAUUCAGAUCCUUGCUCUUUGUCUGAAGACAUGCGAGUGAGUGAAGUUGGCGAUAGUAAGUGGUAUUCCAUGCUUAUUGUGCCCCCACUGCUGAAGGACAGCCCAGCAGCCCCCUUUCUUGGUGCUUACUACCCAGACUGUGUGGGUAUGAGUCCUUCCUGUAGCAACACGAAUCGUUUCCACAAUGAGUUCUCUAACAUGAAAAUGAUCUCAUCAGAGCACAGCAGAAAGAAUGUGCAGUCACCAGUUGCAGGAAUGAGUCCUUACUUCCAACCAUUCUAUCAGCCCAAUGAAUGUGGAAAGGCCCUUUGUGUGAGACCAGAUGUGAUGGAACUGGAUGAGUUGUAUGAGUUUCCUGAAUAUUCCCGGGAUCCUACAAUGUACUUGGCGUUGAGAAAUCUAAUUUUGGCUCUUUGGCAUAUUAAUUGCAAAGAGGUUCUUACCCCACAAAAGUGUGCAAACCAUAUAGUUGUUCGAGGGCUUGUUCGUAUUCGCUGUGUCCUGGAAGUGGAGAAGAUCUUGUAUUUUGUGACAAGAAAGGGCUUGGUCAACACUGGGGUCUUGGCUGUUAACCCAGAUCAUCCCCUCCUACCCAGUUAUUAUCACAAGAAACAUGUUAUUGUAAUUGGUGCUGGUGCAGCAGGCUUAGCAGCCGCACGACAACUGCAAAAUUUUGGAAUUAAGGUAUUGGUGCUGGAAGCUAGAGACCGGAUUGGUGGACGUGUUUGGGAUGACCACUCUCUUGGUGUGACUGUGGGAAAAGGAGCACAAAUUGUUAAUGGCUGCAUAAACAACCCUAUAGCAUUAAUGUGUGAGCAACUUGGAAGUAAGAUGCACAAACUGGGGGAUAGGUGUGAUCUAAUUGAAGAAGGUGGAAGGGUCGUUGAUCCCACCAUUGACAAAUGCAUUGACUUCCAUUUCAAUGCCAUGCUGGAUGUUGUAGCAGAAUGGAGAAAAGAUAAGAAACAGUUCCAAGAUGUGCCUCUUGGUGAAAAGAUUGAGGAGAUCUACCAAACUUUUAUUCAAGAAUCUGGAGUCCAGUUCAGUGAACUAGAAGCCAAAGUGCUGCAAUUUCAUCUUGGUAAUCUUGAAUAUGCUUGUGGUAGCAACCUACAGCAGGUGUCGGCUCGUUCCUGGGACCACAAUGAGUUUUUUGCCCAGUUUGCAGGUGAUCAUACACUCUUCAUAUCAGGUUACUCUGCCAUCAUCAAUAAACUUGGCGAUGGUCUGGACAUAAGGCUUAAUACUCCAGUGCAGACCAUUAACUUCUCAGGAGAUGAUAUUUGCAUUGGAACAACUAAUGGAAUGUUAUGGACAACUCAGAAGGUCUUGAUUACUGUUCCUCUCGCUCUUCUUCAGAAAAACACUAUUCAGUUUUAUCCAGCUCUAUCUGAACGGAAGCUCAAGGCUAUCAACAGUCUAGGUCAAGGGGUAAUUGAAAAGAUUGCCCUCCAAUUUCCAUACAAAUUUUGGGAGAAAAAAAUUCAAGGAGCUGACUUCUUUGGCCAUAUUCCUCCCAGUUCUAACAAACGAGGACUUUUUGGAGUAUUCUAUGAUAUGGAUCCACAAGGUGAGCAUUGCGUUCUGAUGUCUGUGAUCAGUGGAGAUGCAGUGGCUGUCAUUCAAGAUAUGCAGGAGCAGCAAGUGGCAGAAUUAUGUAUGAGCGUCCUCCGAGAACUUUUUAAAGAAGGGGAAGUUCCAGAUCCAGUCAGAUAUUUUGUUACACACUGGAGCAAAGACCCAUGGGCACAGAUGGCUUACAGCUUUAUAAAGGCAGGGGGAAGUGGUGAGGCUUAUGAUAUAAUCGCUGAAGAUAUACAAGGAAAAGUGUUCUUUGCUGGGGAGGCAACUAAUCGACACUUCCCACAAACUGUUACUGGGGCCUACCUGAGUGGAGUCAGAGAAGCAAGUAAAAUUGCUACAUUGUAAAAGAUGACUUUGUAAUUUAUAACUUAAGCUGCAAGAAGAAAGCUGUACAUAGUAGAGAUUCUGCACUUUAAAAUUAUUGCUGAUUCCUAUGCAGGUCUCAAAUUUUAAAGAUCACGGAGAUAUUCUUUGCAAAGCUGGUGUUUGAGCAAUAUUAUGUACAAAAUGAAUAUUACUUUCAAACUGUCAACAAAGUGGCAAGACCUCACAUUGAAGACAUGGAAAACCAUACCAAUGGAAUACUCCAGUUCCAUUUAUGGAUGGUGUGAGCAAAGCCUCCUUCACACUAAUUUAUUUGAUAAAGUUACUGAGCAGGGUUCACAGUGUUAACAAGUGGUUGCACUUGACAAGAGUCACCAGUUACUUCACAGGAUUUGAACUAUGCCGUUUGUGUUUUGUACAGUUAGCAUCUUUGAUUCUAAUACGUUAAAGUAGUUGCUGCAAAAGCUGACCAAGGAGAGUGGAAAUGACUAGUUAAGGAAACAUUCAAUUUUGGCAGUCUGAAUUCCAGCGAUUAAAAAUCAGUCAUCCAGCAAACACAAUACUAUUUUAAGAUAAAACAAACUCCACUCCUUUACACUUUUAGUUUAGUUAACAAAGCUGGUUUCUUCUGGUAAGGGUUUCUAAUACUUAAAGCACCCACUUAACCUGCUGGGAUAAAUCCUGUUGCUUUGAAAUUGCUGAGCAGCAUCAUCAUGCACCAGAGACACAAGUAGCAUCUCUGGAACAAGUCAAUGUCAAACUGAGAUAAAAUAUAACCUAGUCUCUACCCUAUUUGAAAAGCUAAAAUUUGAGGCAGGCUUGUUUAGAAUGAUACAUGAAUAAUUUCUUUCAUUUAAUAAAACUCCUGUGAUUUGUGCAGCAAGAGUGAUACUGCCUUUUCUACUCUGGGCUAUUUAUUCUAUUGUAAAGUGUAUAUAAUGGAAAAUGCAAGGAUAAUUAUCCUACUUGAACAAGGACAAAGCUCCUGCAUCUUUGAUUUUAUAUAUGGUAAAAUACAGGAUUUUCUGGACCUGUAAUUUUUAAAAAUCCUGUAUAUAACUUGAUGUAAAUAUUUAGUUCCUAAUCACCUGUCUGCAACAAACAAAUUAGUAUGGAGUCAAAUUCUGUUGAACAAUGAGUUAUGCAAGGUCAGCAAGAGUUUUAUUUACCAAGAAAGUGGGCUAAACUAGUCUCAAACUCAUUACUAAGAGCUCAGGUAUUUCACUCUAACAGCUGUCCUCCUAUUCUACUAGUCAAUUAUACAAGACUGAAAUGAUACUAAUACGUGGUGAAAUGUAUCUAAUUUGCAAAAUUCAAGCCAGUUGCAUAAGUACCAAUGAGUUUUUCACAACCACUUCAAAUCAGGGAUCAGUAACACAAGAUACUAAUCUACUGGGAACGCCUAUUAAGUGAUAAUGUUCUAAGUUGUACUAGUUAUUUCUGCAUCUGGUUUUCAAUGUAAAUUGCAUAUCAUUACAUAGCAGAAUAUCAGUGUCUACCUUAAGGACAAAAGGUAGAACUAUAACAUCUGGUCUACCAGUUUCAAUACUAAAAUUCGAUUUGAGAUUUAAGUAAACAAUGAUUGGUUAGUUCAAUUUGUGCUUAAAUCCCAUCUGGAAUACCUUUUGUAUUGUGAUGACAUUUAAGUGUUAAUGCAGCUCAGUUCCUGUUUUGAGCAUUUGUUUCUCAUCAUUUAAAAUGGGCUUGCAAGAUGGAUGUUCUGCUUUUUCCAUUAGAAAGAUUACUUUCUGUAAAGCAUUAAUGAUUUUGAAAUGUCAUUUGUUCAUCAAAAGGUGCUCAAGUAAAAUUAAAACAUGAACUGCCUUUU
Molecule: messenger RNA, 4893 nt
Organism: Stegostoma tigrinum
Lineage: Eukaryota; Metazoa; Chordata; Chondrichthyes; Orectolobiformes; Stegostomatidae
Product: lysine-specific histone demethylase 2
Exons: 22
Coding region: 435-3086 (883 amino acids)
Molecular function (GO): oxidoreductase activity; zinc ion binding; protein binding
Source: RefSeq, a predicted model, not a curated record